AUGCGCCGGGCCAGCCGAGACUGCGGCAAGUACCUGCGCGGCUCGGAGGAGAUGGGCGGCGGCGGCGGCCCGCACGAGGGCCCGCUGCACGCCCCGCCGCCCGCGCCCGCGCCCGCGCCCGCCGCGCCGGCCCCCGCAGCCUCCCGCUCCACGUUCGUGGCCCUCCUGGGGCUGGGGCUGGGCCAGCUCGUCUGCAGCGUCGCCCUGUUCCUGUACUUCCGAGCUCAGAUGGAUCCUAAUAGAAUAUCAGAAGAUAGCACCCACUGCAUUUAUAAAAUUUUGAGACUCCACGAAAAUGCAGAUUUGCAAGACACAUCCAUGCAGAGUGAAGACACGAAAGUAAUACCUGACUCAUGUAGGAGAAUUAAGCAGGCCUUUCGAGGAGCUGUGCAGAAGGAAUUACAACACAUCUUUGGGUCACAACACAUCAGACCAGAAAAAGCUAUGAUGGAAGGUUCACGGUUUGAUCUGGCUAAGAGGGGCAAGUCUGAAACUCAGCCUUUUGCUCAUCUUACUAUUAAUGCCACUAAUAUCCCAACAGGUUCCCGUAAAGUCAGUCUGUCCUCUUGGUACUAUGACCGGGGCUGGGCUAAGAUCUCCAAUAUGACUUUGAGCAACGGGAAACUACGGGUUAACCAUGAUGGCUACUAUUACCUGUAUGCCAACAUUUGCUUUCGGCAUCAUGAAACUUCCGGAGACCUAGCUACGGAGUAUCUUCAGCUGAUGGCAUAUGUCACAAAAACCAGCAUCAAGUUCCCAAGUUCGCAUACCCUGAUGAAAGGAGGAAGCACCAAGUACUGGUCAGGGAAUUCCGAAUUCCACUUUUAUUCCAUAAAUGUGGGAGGACUCUUUAAGCUGCGAGCCGGUGAGGAAAUCAGUGUGGAAGUGUCUAACCCUUCCCUGCUGGAUCCUGACCAAGAUGCUACGUACUUUGGGGCUUUUAAAGUUCGAGACAUAGAUUGAGACUCGUUCUGUGGAGAAUCAGCAUGCCUUUCCUAGAUGUUUGGCAACUUUGUACCAAGAAACCAAGGAAUGUGUAUAUAAGGACGUAAGACUACUAAGAGGCAUGGCCCACAUGGUACAAGGAUUUUGUUCUGGGCUGUUGACCCCAUGGAAAGCCUGCAUGUGUACAGCCAAUGGGAGAUGUUGGACUCGGGGGCUACAUAGUGGUUUUACAACGUUGUAAUGAAUUGCUAGAAUCCAACCAGAUUGGAGGAAGUACAGAUGCCUUCAUCAAAAAACAAAAACAAAAACAAAA
This is a messenger RNA of Jaculus jaculus (lesser Egyptian jerboa), 1258 nucleotides long. RefSeq names its product TNF superfamily member 11 (gene Tnfsf11). The transcript is spliced from 5 exons. Lineage: Eukaryota; Metazoa; Chordata; Mammalia; Rodentia; Dipodidae. Gene Ontology annotation, cellular component: membrane. The coding region runs from base 1 to 963 and encodes 320 amino acids. Gene Ontology annotation, biological process: immune response. The record is from RefSeq and is a predicted model, not a curated record. Gene Ontology annotation, molecular function: tumor necrosis factor receptor binding.